AUGCCGGUGCACUUCUCACCCGGCGUCUGUGGAUUUGACAUCUUCCAGAGGCACAGGAACAAGUACCAUGCCCAUGUGAAAUGCCACCAGGUCCAGAGGGACACACAUUGCCCCCAGGAGGCCCAGUCCAGUGCUGCUGCAGCCCCCAAAGAGGAGUGCCCCUCCUCCCACUCUUCUGCCCCUCAGGGUUCUCCCCCGAGCUCCCCUGCUACUGGAGAUCACCAGGAGCUUCAGGGAGCCAUGGCCCUUAGCUCUCCUGAUGCAGGGCCUUCCUGUGCAGGAUCUGAUGAAGGUGCCCAGGGCCGAGAGAAGGAAAAUGCAGGUGCCUCCCAGGCAGCCCCUGCCACUCAGAGCCCUCGCAUAGAUCCUCUGACCAGGAAGGCCAGCAUGCUGCUGGAGUUCCUGCUGGAGAAGUACACCAAGAAGGAGCCCAUCUCGCAGCACGCCCUGCUGAAGGUUGUUGGCAGCAAGUAUAGGCAGCACAUCCCUGGGAUCCUCAGGAGAGCCUCUAAGCACAUGGAGCUGGUAUUUGGCCUUGAGCUGAAGGAAGCUCACCGUAGCAGGAACAUCUAUGCCCUCAUCAACAAGCUCAACCUCGGGGGCGAUGAAGGUCUGAGUGAUGAGGGGGGGCGGUCUGCCCAAGUCUGGUUUCCUCAUGAUGCUCCUGGGCAUUAUCUUCAUGAAGGGAGGCUCUGGAUCUCUGGGGAGCCCAGAAGGCUCAUCACCAAAGAUCUGGUGCAGAAGAAGUACCUGAAGUACCUACAGGUGCCCAAUGCCGAUCCUCCACACUACGAGUUCCUGUGGGGCCCGAGAGGUGGUUUGAAACCAAUAAGAUGA
This is a messenger RNA of Bubalus bubalis (water buffalo), 837 nucleotides long. RefSeq names its product melanoma-associated antigen B1-like. Gene Ontology annotation, cellular component: nucleus. The transcript is spliced from 3 exons. Lineage: Eukaryota; Metazoa; Chordata; Mammalia; Artiodactyla; Bovidae. The record is from RefSeq and is a predicted model, not a curated record. The coding region runs from base 1 to 837 and encodes 278 amino acids. Gene Ontology annotation, biological process: negative regulation of transcription by RNA polymerase II.